CUAGACCGAGGACCGUUUCACCAAGAAGACGAUUAUUUGGCGUCACUCAUAUCAGCAUUCGCGUCUCAUGCUCGAGAGCUUCCGUUUGCACCACACGUUUUUAAUGCUCCAGUCCCUGAUGACCUACAUUACAAGACUACAGAUAGUUACAGGAUGGCAUCACGGCGGUGGAAUGAUUUUGUGGCGAUUGGCCAAAAAAUCGAUCAUAGUAAAAAUAGACUUCUCUACUGCAUUGCGGGCCAGUUCCUGGUCGAGAUGAUCCCCCAACUCUCCUCAGGCUAUGACAACAGCUUCACCCUUUCUCACCCAGACCUGCAUGUUGGCAAUAUAUACGUCGAUGACGAUCUCAACAUCACAUGUAUCAUUGACUGGAGUUCGGCGUCGACAGGCCCCAUCGCUGAGUUGCUCGCGACUCCAGGACUAGGGGGCUCAGCCAGACCGCCUUCAGAGUCCCUCACUGCUGCUUUUCGAACGGGCUUUAGCCAACGAUCUACGAAGAUAGGCUCUGAGGGUUCCCUUUUGAAGCUCUGGCAAGUAUCGGAUUAUAUGUGGUCCUUCUCUCGACUAGUUCGGCUACUUUCAAGAAAUGACUAUGAACAUUUCCGACGAUUGUUCGAGCUCAUACAUCAACCAAGCGCUGAGGAGAAAGAUAUUCUUCAUUUAUUGCAUGAACGAGCCAAGAGUGAUGAGAACAGGAAGCUGGUUGCCGAGCUACAAGAAGACGACAUGACCACAUCAGAAGUACAGGAACAGGAGCGAAUGGCAAUAUCUUCCACCAGACGUGCAAAUUCCGACGCCGUUGCGAUAGCAAGAAAGCUGACGCUGAUGUCGGAGAUGAAUCCGGGUUUCUUUGCCAACCACGUUUUAUGGCAAUGGGUUGAAGAAGCCCUCAAGCACGAUGGUCCUCCAUAG
This is a messenger RNA of Trichoderma atroviride IMI 206040, 912 nucleotides long. RefSeq lists its product as uncharacterized. Lineage: Eukaryota; Fungi; Ascomycota; Sordariomycetes; Hypocreales; Hypocreaceae. The record is from RefSeq and is a predicted model, not a curated record.